ACGUGUUUCAAGAGGACUUUAUGGACUUUAGUGACAUGUUUGUGACAUUCUGGACAUUUUCUCUCUGUCUGGCUUUCAUCGUCUGGAUUCCUGUUGAAGGUAGGCCAGAGGUGAUUGGUUCAACUCAGGCAAUCAUCGCUUCUCCAGGUGAUGAUGUCAUCCUGCCAUGUCACCUGAGCCCGGAGUUUGACGUACAGGAGCUGACGGUGGAGUGGUCGAGGCCUGAUCUGAAGCCUGACCCCUCUGAUAGGCUGAGCCGAGUCGCCUAUGUCCAUCUUUACCGGGGCGGACGAGAAGUCCCCGACAUGAAGAACCCGGUUUACAUCAGCAGGACAGAGCUGUUCGUGGACCAACUGGAGCACGGAAACAUAUCACUGAAAAUCAUGAACGUGACUCUUGCAGAUCAAGGGAGAUUCAGAUGUUUGGUCCCCAAGUUGAAGAGCAGAGUGAAAUUUGCAAUUGUUGAACUUGUUGUUGAACCAAACUCUGAUAAAACCGUGACAACAGAGAUGCCACUACAUUCCAGAAAUCUCCAAACUCCUGAUCCGAUGGAUGAGACAGACGUAAAAGGUGUUCGUGCCAAUUGGAUUGCUGUAAUAUCGAGUGUGGUGGUUUUCUGCAUCGUAUUAAUCGCUAUAGUCUGUGCAUAUUUAUUUAAACAAAGGUGUCAAAACCCAAAUCAUCCGAAGUAUGACGAAGUUCAUGCUUCAAGCACACCACUUCCAGCUUGACCCAAAGGCUCAAAGGCACAUUGUGGCUGAUGUAAAAGGAGAAGAGAGCGUUAACCUGGA
Messenger RNA from Scomber scombrus (Atlantic mackerel), 791 nucleotides. Its product is annotated as myelin-oligodendrocyte glycoprotein-like. The transcript is spliced from 5 exons. Lineage: Eukaryota; Metazoa; Chordata; Actinopteri; Scombriformes; Scombridae. The record is from RefSeq and is a predicted model, not a curated record. Bases 21 to 731 code for a protein of 236 amino acids.